Molecule: messenger RNA, 2571 nt
Organism: Tetrapisispora phaffii CBS 4417
Lineage: Eukaryota; Fungi; Ascomycota; Saccharomycetes; Saccharomycetales; Saccharomycetaceae
Exons: 1
Coding region: 1-2571 (856 amino acids)
Biological process (GO): poly(A)+ mRNA export from nucleus; protein import into nucleus
Cellular component (GO): nuclear pore
Molecular function (GO): structural constituent of nuclear pore
Source: RefSeq, a predicted model, not a curated record
AUGAGUGUUAAUGAGGUACCUGUCGAUCAAAGACUGGAAAAUGAUCAUGUUCAAAAUAAUAAUGGAACCAGUAAAUUAUUUGACGAGUUAGUUGCAUCUUCUAAGAAUUUACCUUCGAGCUCUUCAGAUUUGGGGCUUAUCCAGUUAAGUUACGACGAAUUGAUCUUAAGAGCCAAGAAAUUGAGGAACGAAGCACAUAAUGGGAGUGCAACAAAAAAUUAUACAAAAGCACACUAUCUGUUAGCUGGGAGUGGUAUCUCUAUGGAAGAAUUUGAUAGUCUAUAUGAUACUCUGAGAACUGACAUGUCACAAGAAACUCAAAAUAAAAAUUUAAAGAUACAUCCUAUCAGUGAUGUGUCAAGUGUAGCUUCAAAAGAGCUUAAUAAAGCUCAAGAACAAUCAGAAUUUAGACAAAAUAACAUUUUAUAUUCCAUUGAAAAAUUACUGUCUACUACUGAAAAAGAAUUUGAUUAUUCUAUUAACCAAGUUUUGAAUUUAGAUUGGGACCAAAGAAAGGAGGAAGUUGAAUUAAAUUUCAAGAAAAUGCUAAAGAGUAAAAACAUUUAUAAUAGCAAUCGUAAAGUUAAUAAUGAAGUCAACCAUUUCUCUUCUCCAAAUUCACAAUCAAAUUUUGAUGUUAAUGAAAACCAACUAACAAGAAUGAAAUUCGAAAGAUAUGCUUCAAUUAUAUAUGUAUUCAAUAAUAAUAGACAAAACAAACAGCCUUUUUCAUUAAUUGAUGAGUACAAUAACUUCUUACCUUCAUUAGAUAAUGAAAAUGACAAAAAUAUGUUGAAAUGUUGUAAAAUAUUGAAAUCUAAAUUGAAUAAUAACAAUGUUGUUGAAGAUUCAAAAAUAUAUCUAGAAAAUGAAUUUAAACAAUAUUUAAAUACUAUAUCCAUUCAAUUUUCGAGACCUGAAUUCAACUUCUCAAGUAAUCCAAUUUUACAAGCAAAUAUCGAAAGAGCAAUUGUUUUUUUGAAUAUGAAACUUAAAAAUAAAAAAGGAAAUUGGACGAUAAACAAUUUAACAGUUAUUGAUAACGUUCCAGUAUGGGCUUUGGUAUUCUAUUUAAUGAGAGCAGGUUUAUUGGAAGAAGCUUUGGAAGUCUUAAAUAAAAGCAAACCACAUUUGAAAAAAAUUGAGCAGCCUUUCCUAGCUUACUUUAAAGCAUAUACAUUCUCAAAAGAUAGGAAAUUACCAUUGGAAUUUGUUGCUAAACUAAAUUCAGAAUUCAAUCAACAUAUUAAGAAUUCAUUUGACGGAGAUCUCUUUAGGUUGGCUGUUUAUAAAAUUAUUGGUAAGUGUGAUUUAUCUAGGAAGUCUAUACCUUCAGUUCUACUGACAGUUGAAGAUUGGGUUUGGUUCCAUUUCAUUUUAAUUACCGAUCCAACUGAGAGCAGUUAUUCUGUUUAUGAAUCUUUCUCUUUAGAAGAAUUCCAAAAUAUUACAAUGUCACAUGGACCAAACAAACUUGGUAACAAUUACUUAGAAGUUUUAAUAUUAUGUGGUUUAUAUUCUGAAGCAGUUCAAUAUUUAUCUGAGUUCGAUGAAAUUAACAGUGUCCAUUUGUAUAUAUCGUUAAUUGAUAAAAAAUUGAUAGAUCACCAAAAUAAGUCUGGAGUUAAUGGUAUUAAUUUUGCAUCAAUCAUAAAUUCGUACAUUCGAUCAUUUAAAUUCUCAGAUCCUAGGAUUGCAGCUGAAUAUAUUACGUUAAUUACUCUAUGUAAUGAUAAUGAACAGCUCGAAUUAUGUAAAGAAGCCUUUUUACAUUUGGUUUUGGAUACGAAAGAAUUCACAAUAUUAUUGGGUAAGGUUAAUAGAGAUGGGGUAAAGCUUCCUGGUGUUUUAAGUCAAAGACUCGAGUUGUUAAAAUUAGACAAUCCUGAAAAGUUUAUAAAUGAGGUCAUUCAAAGGGCAAUUGUUCAAGCUGAUGAAGAAGAGAGAGUAAGUGAUAGUCUAUUGCUAUGCCAACUUUCCAAACAGUAUGAUAUGGUAAUAAAAAUAAUUAAUGAACAAUUAAGUGAAUUAUUAAGUGAAUCAGAAUUGGAUAGUAACUUAGUUCAAAUUGUGGAUAAUAUUGAAACUAAUGCUAUUUUGUUUGCUGAAAAUUUGGUUUUGCAAUACUCUAAAGAUGCAGAAAUAAUUGCUAAAAUUGACAAUAAAAGCUUUAAUACUACUAAACUGUUAAUAAAGAUUUCAAAAGCUAGGGCUCUAUUCACGAAAGAGAAUUGGCGUGAAUGCCUUUCCGAGAUCGAAGCUCUAAAUAUUAUCCCACUUCGCAAUGAAUUAGAAGCUUCAAAAGGUGCUCAUUCAUUACCAACGCUAGAUAAAUAUCUAAUCAAGAACAUUCCAAAUAUUUUAUUGAUGGUAAUGACAUGUGCUAAAAGAAUAUAUGAGAAUACUAAUAGAAUAAUCAAGCAACACACUCAAGCCACUAAUGAUAUUGAAGAACUGAAGAAAAUAACAAGAAACUGCAUGAUAUAUGCAGGUACCAUUCAAUAUAAGAUGCCUAGAGAUACAUAUAGAGCACUAACCGUUCUGGACCUGAAUCGUGAAUACAUAUAUUAG